Messenger RNA from Cydia pomonella (codling moth), 5099 nucleotides. Its product is annotated as sodium channel protein Nach. Gene Ontology annotation, molecular function: ligand-gated sodium channel activity. NCBI's taxonomy places the organism in Eukaryota, Metazoa, Arthropoda, Insecta, Lepidoptera, Tortricidae. The record is from RefSeq and is a predicted model, not a curated record. Gene Ontology annotation, biological process: sodium ion transmembrane transport. Gene Ontology annotation, cellular component: membrane. The transcript is spliced from 10 exons. The coding region runs from base 74 to 1582 and encodes 502 amino acids.
UCCUCGUUGAACUUUAUUAGUGAUAUGAGCGUCAAAUGUCUUUCGAAAUGGCUGAAUAGACUCCAAAGUUAAAAUGACGACGCAGCCCACAACGUGCAAGGCACUUGUAAAAGAUUAUUGCGAAAACUGUACAUUUGCUGGAGUACACUUUAUUGCUGACGAUACGAAACAUUGGUUUGAGAGAUGGUUCUGGUUGGCUCUAGUGAUUCUCUCGUGGUACGGUUCCGCUAUCCUGAUCAUAGCGGCAUGGGAUGCGUUUCGGGACAGUCCCAUCAGCUUCGGACUGGAGACCACGUACACCAAGUGGAACACGGAACUGCCCUCGGUGGCCGUAUGUGAGGCCUCUAAUGAUGAUAAACUUUUCAGCGUCUGUGAUGCCAUUUGGCCUCCGGACCACCUUUUGGAUUUGGAAGAGGCCUUAAAGGACAUCACCUACUUUCGUGGAAUUUCGUACAGUCUCACCGAAGUCUGUGCUAUCAAAAAGCCUGACCCUGGUUGUCUCUUGUCUAAUUACAGCUACUACGCCAGUUUAAUACGCAGUACAUGCCCAGAACUCAUAGUAAAUUGUUCUUACAACGACGUGCCUUUUGAUUGUUGCGAAUACUUCCAGCCCAUAGAAACGGACGUGGGAACCUGCUUUAUCAUCAAUUCCAUUCAAACUGAGAAGCCAAAACCUUAUCCGAUGGUAAGCAAUAUGGAAAACAAACGGUCAAGCAUUAAGUUCGAGGUGUUAUUGCACUCAACGAUGUACACAUUGGGGAAUGAUGAGGUCCCAAGUAUUACUACGUCACAGUCAUCAACUUUGAGAAUUCAACUUGGACAUAAAUAUAGUCGCCAAAUCGCGGUGCGGGAUAUCGAGAAUGACCCACUGAUAGUAGAGACGACCUCAGAGCAGCGAGCUUGUAGAUUCCACGAUGAGAACGAGGACGGCCUGUACCCACACUAUUCCUACAGUGCCUGCACCGUGCUGUGCCGGAAACGAAAGCAGAUGGAGCUUUGUAAAUGCAACGAUCAUUUUAUGCUCGGCACGCCUGAAUCAGAUCGCUGCAACAUAUCGGGUCUUGCGUGCAUUCACAAGCACUCCAACUAUUUGACCACGCUCAAACCGCACUGGGCCAACCGCCCGGGGCUCACCUGUGACUGCCUCCCAUCUUGUGACGAGACGGAGAUCACCAUCAUCAAAGACGAUGAUAUGUCGAAUCAAUCGAAGAAAGAUAAGAAAAAAGCAUCAGUAGAAAUGGUCCUAGCUUACUUGCCCACUGAAAGGUACAAACGAAAUGUCGUAAGAAGCCGCCUUGACCUCGUCGUAUCCGUCGGCGGGACAACGGGUCUGUUCGUCGGUGCCAGCAUUAUAAGCUUCGUAGAACUGAUUUGGUAUUUCACCAUUCGCUUCUGCAUAAACAUCUGGCUAGAACGGCAGGGAAGAAGAACUACUGUCGUACUGCCUCAAGACACUGAAAUCGUGCGGAUUGCGAAUAAUAGAGAGCAGAAUGAUAAUGAUCAACGUCCGUACACUAGCAGUGGAGUCCCACAGUCCCAAGUAGAGUAUGACAAAUUUUAUUCGCAAUCGAGUAAUAACUAAUAAGUUAUAGAUUUCCUGCUCGCAUAUUACCGCUUUUUAAAUAGGUGUCUGUCUAGGAUGACGGGCCAAAUGGCUAGUGAUUAAGUAGACAGAUUCUUCAAUAAGCUUUCUAAGCAAAAAACCAGCAGCAAAAUCCUAAAUCCUGAACCGAGUUCAGUAUAAAUGAUGAAUUUUAUUCACAAUCUAACAACAGAGAGAAGCUCAAACUUUUUGCGCGCUUUGGAAUUCUCUGCGUCUAACUUUGCACCGUCUCAUUUGUGUGAAACAUUGUUUAGAUCGUGGCUUCACAUUCCUAUGCCGUAGGUAGAAAUGUUGCAAUUGUUGGCGUAUCAAUAUUUAUGCAUUAGUGUAAUAUACAUAAAUAUCUAUGUAAGUUAAAUAUCUUACUCUAAGAACAAAUUAAAUUACUUUCUAUGAAAAUGUUUUAAUUUGUGUUUUUUUUACAAGUAGACAGUAGUUUUUUUUAAAAAGUAGUAGUUAAAUAGUAGUGACUAUUUAAAUUAUAAACGUAAUAAAUAUUAUAUAAAAAGGAAAACAAUGACUAAGGCCUUCAAAUCCCAUGGCUGGAACGGAAUCGGACUAGCCAGCGUCCUCUGUUUACGCGACAGAUGCUUGAACCGCUGGGCUCGGUAGCAUGGGUCGAAAUUUCCAAGUAUAUAACGAUUUCCGAAGGCUUGUGGCGCCCCCUGGCCAGUAUGGUUCGACCCUCCAAUCGUAUCAUGUGAUAGCUGACCUGGUCUUGAUAAUCUUUUCCUUUGUAUACCUAUGACAUUUAUUUCGUUUAAAUAUCUUAUAUUUGAUAAUAUGAAAUAAGAAAUAACAAUAUCUUAAUUCAUAGAUAAAGAAGAGACGCUUUCCAUAUAGAUUUUCAUACAUUGACCCACCUGUUGUUAUUUUUAUUGCGCGCGGCGCAUACUUACCUAAUUAUACUCGUAUUGCUGUCAAACUCGCACAGUGACAUUGACAACCGGCAUCAUGGGAGAUGGGAGGAACCGGGCGCGGAAAAUGUAUCUGGAAAGCGUCUCUGCUUUGGUAGAGUACAGAUGUAGUGCAUAAUUAUUUUCCACCGUAUUUUCAUGGAAACGUACAAACGUGUCUUGCUAUUUCAGUCAGUCUCGGUACAAAAAGUACUGACGUUGACUGAAGUAGCAUGACAAAUACGUAUGUUUCCGAGAAAAUACGACGAAAAACAAUUAUGCACUACAUCUGUAAUGAUGAGGCGUCAAACAACACAGCUAAUUUGGAUUAAGUAAGGAUUUAUCAUUGAGGUAGGACUUGAUGUGCAAUUUUUGUCUAAAAUGUCUAAAUAUACGUUCUUAGCACACAUUUAAAAAAAAUGUAGUUCAUAUUAUCUUAGACAUAAUCGUUUGUAUAUUUAAAUUGAGAUAUUGUAAUUUAAUUAAGCCACAAUGCUUAUAUUAUGUACAUAAAUAAUAUAGAUAACCUAUGUAAUAUGCUUGCCUUAUUAAAUACUUUAUGCUCACUAAGUAAAUGUAUUCUAACCUAAACGACCGAAAACAUCAGCUUUUUGUCUAAUUGAAGGCUAAACACCGCAUAGUAAAGUUACGAUCGAAUACGACAGCAAAAUAACUCUUAGCUAACAGGUAGAUACAUAUUACAGUAGGUAUUCAAUUAAUAUUCUAGUAUAAGUAUGUAGACUUGGUACAGGGUGCCUUCUACGAGUACGAGUAAUAGAAGAAUUGUACAAUUUCACAAGUGAAACUUCUCGACCGCCCUAUUUCUGGGACCCGGGACCCGUUCAAAUACUAGGUAGGACAAACCAAAUUAUUAGGGUAAAUUAAGUACGUUCUAAUAGGUACGUUGCUGUAAAACAGGGUGCUGUCUGGUAUUUUUAGUUACCAAUGACGGUCUGUCGGAGGAGACCCCUCUAUAUUUUAUACUAUUCACUAAUAUUUAAAUUUCAAUAUUUUCAAAAGUUCUUAUUUAAGUAAAUACAAUAAAUAAAACACAAAUGUAUUUAAAAUAAAAGAAGAUACUUAGGUAAGUACCUACUUGGGUUUGUUUUCAUAAAUCUAACAUACAAACUUUAAUUGUUUUUUUUUAGUUUAUUAAGCUUCGUAUUAUAAGCCAAAUAAAUAAAAAUUAGACCUAAGUACCAGAGUUACGACAUACUACGAACAAAUUACCCAAUUUAAACCAAGCCAAUAUAUCAGCCGGAACAUGAGACGGGUAUUAUUGCGACAUAAUACCGGGUUAAUGCAAUGUCCUGUAUAUCCUGACCCACAAUAUUUUAUACUGUAAUUGGCAUAUUGGCCCUUUGAGCGCCAAACGUCGAACACAUAUGAUACCCUAGUUUCCUUACCACAUGCAAUACCUACACCAAAAUUAGUUUAUUUAUAAAGCGUGUAUUUUUGAUACGACCGCAUAACCAAAGGGUAGUUAGUUUAGACUUUAAUGAACUUUCAUAGAUUUUAUAAAAAACAGACCACUUUUAUUUUUCCAUAUAAAAUAAUUCGGCAAGCAAUUAGUAUCACUACCUACUUUGUUUUAACUCAAAAUGUCGCAUUUAAUGACGCGAUGUUAACUGUCACAAGUAACUAUGAUUGAUUUACAUACAAAAUACAUUGCCGCUCGAAAAAAUAUCAAAAAUUAAUUAUGCCCUGGUAGUUACGACUAAAUUAAAAAUAUCUUUCAGAAUCGUUUUAUAGCACUAAAACCAACGUCUAGUUUAAGUUUGCGGCUAUACCAAAAAUACACACUGUAUAUUCGACUGAAUUAUGUUACCUGCCAUAAUAUUGAUUAAGGAGUAUUUAGACUGUAACCGAAAAGAUAAAAGUACCUUUGAAAAUAUUUGUAGGUAUUUUUAGUGACAUCAACUGCUGAUAACUGUGGUUUUCGUUUCAAUAAACCUACUUUUGAACGGCUACGGGAUAUUUUUUUAAAGUCUUACAAUUGUCACAAUAGGCUGACUUGAACGGGGGCUAUUAGUGAGUAUCAUACAUUAUAAGCAAAAGGCCUUCGCAGCACUUUGUACGUCUUAUUACUAAGAGAAGAAUUUUCGCGAUAACUCAAUAACAGCUUGACCGGUCAUGUUCGCUGUAGUUAUUAUGGAAAAUAUUUAUUAAGCAUUCAUAGUUCAAAAGUUAAAUGGGGGGAGUAUCAUUUUUAUUCUUUCGGAACGAUUUUCUACGCGAAUAUUCUCUUCAUCAAAAAAUGUUUCUUGGAGAACUCUAUUUGUUUUUAACGACAUCUCUAACAAUGUACGUCCCACGCCUUAAUGUAAAUUUCAUUCCUACUUUACGGGUAGAGGAAAAAAAAAUUAUAUCUACUUUUUAGGGUUCCGUAGCCAAAUGGCAAAAAACGGAACCCUUAUAGAUUCGUCAUGUCCGUCUGUCUGUCCGUUUAUGUCACAGCCACUUUUUUCGAAACUAUAAGAGCUAUACUGUUCAAACUUGAUAAGUAGAUGUAUUCUAUGAGCCGCAUUAAGAUUUUCACACAAAAAUAGAAAAAAACGAAUAAAUUUUGGGGGUUCCCCAUAAUUAGAACUGAAACUCAA